Messenger RNA from Callorhinus ursinus (northern fur seal), 1164 nucleotides. RefSeq names its product succinate dehydrogenase complex assembly factor 4 (gene SDHAF4). Gene Ontology annotation, cellular component: mitochondrion. Gene Ontology annotation, biological process: mitochondrial respiratory chain complex II assembly. The record is from RefSeq and is a predicted model, not a curated record. Lineage: Eukaryota; Metazoa; Chordata; Mammalia; Carnivora; Otariidae.
CCCCGCCUGUGGGUUGGGCCCCGGUCGGUGCAGCUGACUCCCCCCUUUCUCCCUGUUGGGCCCACGAGGACGCUGUGGGAUUUGGCACCAUGUCUGUGUCAAGGCUGGCUCAGUUGCUUGGCUGCGUCCCGGCCACCGCGUGGAGAGCGGCAAGAUCACCCCUUUUAUGUCAUUCUGUGAGGAAAAUUAGUUCUCAAGGAGAAAAAUCCAAACCCAUCAAACAAUCUCUUAAGAAGCCAAAGUUACCAGAAGGUCGUUUUGAUGCACCAGAAGAUUCUAAUUUAGAGAAAGAACCACUGACAAAAUUUCCAGAUGACAUUAAUCCUGUUACCAAAGAAAGAGGUGGACCCAGAGGCCCAGAACCUACCCGAUAUGGAGAUUGGGAACGAAAAGGACGCUGUAUUGAUUUUUAAGACACAUAUUAUUAACUUCAGUAUCUUUUUCUGAAUAUGUACAUCUGAAUUUAUUUCCAGUUGUUUUCUUUCUGUAUAUCCUUUAAGUCAUUUAAUUUCUAUAAUGUGUUUAAAAACAUAAAUAAUGCCUGAAAGAAAAUAUGCUGCUAUAAAUUAAGGGGAAAUAGUUGUACAUUAGCACAUUAAUUUAAUUUAAAUAUAUUGGAGUAUAUAAAUGGCAAUUAGAGCGCAAACUCAUUUCAUCACAUUUCAGUUUAUGUUAAUCAGCUGCUUAUAAAAUGCAAAUGUAAAUACAAGUUUUAAUGAUUUUUAUUGCCGCAUGCUAGGUAAUAGUGACUUUUUAAAUGUGAGUUAAGUAACACAUUAUAGUUUGAUAAGGCCACAGUAACAACAGAAAAUCUAACUCCAGAGCCAGUUUACUUGGGUUCAAAUCCUGGCUCUGCUACUUAUUAGCCAUGUGAUCUUGGAUAAGUUAUUUAACUUCUCCACAUCUCAGUUAUCUUCAUGCAUAAAUUGGAGUUAAUGCUAGUUCUACCCUAUCAGAUAGUGAGAAGAUAUUUAAGUAAGUACAUGUAAACCACUUGGAGCAGUGCAUAGCACAUAGCUCUCAGUGUGUUAGCUAUCCUUCGAUCUUAAAUGUAUUUUUCCAAGACUCUGGCUUUCUGUGGAGAAAUAUUAAGAAACCAAGUUUGAAAUACUUGAACUGAAAUUGUUUUAUAUGAAUGUAACAUUAAAAAAUCAUUAGUUGGAA